This is a messenger RNA of Antrostomus carolinensis (chuck-will's-widow), 1089 nucleotides long. RefSeq names its product endosome-associated-trafficking regulator 1. Lineage: Eukaryota; Metazoa; Chordata; Aves; Caprimulgiformes; Caprimulgidae. Bases 1 to 1089 code for a protein of 362 amino acids. The record is from RefSeq and is a predicted model, not a curated record. Gene Ontology annotation, biological process: regulation of cytokinesis; positive regulation of protein localization to cilium; positive regulation of cilium assembly. The transcript has a single exon. Gene Ontology annotation, cellular component: recycling endosome; midbody; ciliary basal body.
AUGGAGAGGGUCGGCCCAGAAUCUCAAGUCUUGGAAGAUGAUGAUGCCAAUGAUGCCAACAACGACGAAUUUAGCUGCCCCUGCCACUCCACAUGUCCUCCACCCCAGUCCAAGGGCUGUGACAGUGUGGGUGACAGUCAGGUGGAGGAUCUGGGAGAAGCCAUCUCAUUUUCCCUAAAUCCCAGACACUCUUAUGUGAUGAAAGAAGAAGGAGUGAAAACCGGAAUACAUGCCAAUAAGUUGGCCAAGCAUGCACUGGAGAUUGAGAAGGAAGAUCAGGAGUUUCAGGAACCAUUUUACAAAGACAUGGAAAUGCCUGGCAGCUUGUCCGAAGAUGAGGACUACAGCUGGACCUCUCGCCUUCCUGUGCAUCAGAGAUCACAUGUUCUCCAAACUGCCAGAAUGCCACUGUAUGGUUCCUAUGACUCUUUCCAGUGUAGCACGGGCAAGCACUUGGGCAUGGAUGACCUUGCCCCACGGGCCCAUGCCAGUGACCCUUAUCUGGGGUACUCAGAGUGCACCAGGGAAGGAGAGCCCCACAUGCAGCAGGAGCAGGCCAUCGGGGACAGGGAGUUCCCAUGCCUGCAGCUGACCUGCGACGUGCUGAAGGAGGAGAAUGCCACGCUCAAGAUGGUGGUCAGGAGCCUGAAGAGCUCCUUGGAGAUCCAGGUGCAGAGGGUGCAGAGUCUGGAGAGGCAGCUGAAGGCCAGCCUGGAAAAAGAGGAGAGGGAAACCCAAGAACAACAGUCCUUCCUCCAGCAGACUGAGUGGAGUCUCCAGUUAAUGACCCAGAGGGCUCUGGAGGCAGAAAGCAAUGUGGAGAAGUUGAAGCUGGCAAUCUUUAUUCUCCAGGAAGAGCUGGAGAGCUCCCAGGUGGAGAAUGAAAACCUACGAGCAGGCCAAACGACUGACCUGGGGGCUGUGAAGCAAAACAUAGACUUUGCCUUGCAGAACCUCCACCAGAUCAUAACGGGUGCAAACUGGUCCAUCAAACAGCUCACCUCUGGAGCAGAGUCACUGCGUUUUGUUGCUGACGUCCUUAAAUCUACCGGCAAAAUUUCCGAAGUUGAAGCAGAAGAAGAGCUCUGA